CUUUCUUUUAACUCUGCUCGGUCUCACCAAGCUCCUCCUCCUCCCUGCUCGAUCCUCUCUUGAAGCUUCGUCGCUUCCAUCUCGAUCUCUCUCGUCGAUAUGGAGGCAGCCGCGAGCUCUCUCUUGUCCGUUUCGCCGGUCUCUUUCGCGAGAAUCCGAAGCAGCUCUUCCAGCUCACUUCCUCGCAGAAGAAUUCAGUUUUCGGUGAGAGCUUGCGCGGCGGCGUCAGGCGGCGAUGCGGGCAGCAGCGGGGAGGGGAAGAUCGUGAAGGCUAAAGAGAAGGGGGAGUGGAAGCUUGAUUACUCCGGCGAGAAGCCGCCGACUCCUAUUCUCGACACCAUCAACUACCCUGUCCACAUGAAGAAUCUCUCCAAGCAGGAUUUGGAGCAGCUGGCGGCGGAGCUGAGGACGGAGAUCGUGUUCACGGUGUCGAAGACCGGCGGCCACCUGAGCUCCAGCUUGGGAGUGGUGGAACUGGCCGUGGCUCUCCACCACGUGUUCAACACCCCCGACGACAAGAUCAUUUGGGACGUCGGCCACCAGGCUUAUCCUCACAAGAUACUCACCGGAAGAAGGUCGAAGAUGCACACCAUCAGGCAAACCAACGGCCUCGCCGGAUUCCCCAAGAGAGACGAGAGCGAGCACGACGCCUUCGGCGCCGGCCACAGCUCCACCAGCAUCUCCGCAGGGCUCGGAAUGGCGGUUGCGAGGGAUCUGCAAGGGAAGAAGAACCAUGUGAUCUCGGUGAUCGGAGACGGAGCCAUGACGGCCGGCCAAGCCUACGAGGCCAUGAACAACGCCGGCUACUUGGAUUCCAAUCUCAUCAUCGUGCUGAAUGACAAUAAACAAGUUUCGCUUCCGACCGCCACUCUCGACGGACCUGCGACGCCCGUCGGGGCGCUCAGCAAGGCGCUCACCAAGCUCCAAUCCAGCACCAAGUUCCGCAUGCUCCGGGAAGCUGCCAAGGUAGAAAUAGAAUUAAGUGUUCUUCUUCCUCGAAUUUUCACUCUGUUUUGCAGCGAAUUGAUUGGGUUCUUCUUCUUCUUCGGUCGUUUUCAGAACAUUACGAAGCAGAUCGGUGGGCAAACGCACGAGAUCGCGGCGAAGGUGGACGAGUACGCUCGGGGAAUAAUGAGCAACACGAGUUCUUCCCUGUUCGAGGAGCUCGGCCUGUAUUACAUCGGGCCGGUGGACGGACAUGAUGUCGAAGACUUGGUGACCAUCUUCGAGAAGGUGAAGUCGAUGCCGGCGCCGGGGCCGGUGCUCAUCCAUAUCGUUACCGAGAAGGGGAAGGGCUACGAGCCGGCAGUGGCCGCCGCCGACAGGAUGCACGGCGUCGUGAAGUUCGACCCUAAGACAGGGAAGCAGUUCAAGACCCCGUCGCCCACCCUCUCGUACACGCAGUACUUCGCGGAGUCGCUGAUCGCGGAGGCGGAGGCGGACGACAAGAUCGUGGCGGUGCACGCGGCGAUGGGCAGCGGCACGGGGCUCAACUACUUCCAGAAGCGGUUCCCGGAGAAGUGCUUCGACGUGGGGAUCGCGGAGCAGCACGCGGUGACGUUCGCCGCCGGCCUGGCCACCGAGGGCCUCAAGCCCUUCUGCGCCAUUUACUCCUCUUUCCUGCAGCGCGGGUACGACCAGGUGGUGCACGACGUCGACCUGCAGAAGAUCCCGGUCCGCUUCGCGGUCGACCGGGCGGGGCUGGUCGGCGCCGACGGGCCGACGCACUGCGGCGCGUUCGACAUCACCUACAUGGCGUGCCUGCCCAACAUGGUGGUGAUGGCGCCGUCGGACGAGGCGGAGCUGAUGCACAUGGUGGCGACGGCGGCGGCGAUCGACGACCGCCCGAGCUGCUUCAGGUUCCCGAGGGGGAACGGCGUGGGCGUGCCGCUGCCGGAGGGGAACAAGGGGACCCCGCUCGAGGUGGGAAAGGGUCGGAUCCUGAUCGAGGGGAGCAGGGUGGCGAUUCUCGGGUACGGAUCGAUAGUGCAGACGUGCUUGAAGGCGGCGGAGUCGCUGAGGGAGCUCGGAGUGGCGGCGACGGUGGUGGACGCCCGGUUCUGCAAGCCGCUGGACGCGGAGCUGAUAAGGAGGCUGGCGAAGGAGCACGAGAUCCUGAUCACGGUGGAGGAGGGCUCCAUCGGAGGGUUCGGCUCGCACGUCACCCACUUCCUGAGCCUCAACGGCCUCCUCGACGGCAAUCUCAAGUUGAGGUCGAUGGUUCUGCCGGACCGCUACAUCGACCACGGCGCGCCGCAAGACCAGAUCGAGGCGGCGGGCCUUUCUUCACGGCACAUCGCCGGAACGGCGCUGAACCUUCUGGGGAGGACCAAGGAAGCGCUGCACCUGCAGUGAAUGCAACAGGAGGAUCGGAUAAAAAAUGAGAGCAUAAAGAACGAAGAUGGAAAAUAAAGCACCAUCUAAAUUUUCGUUUUUUUCUUUUUAAUUUCUAAGCUGUGGCCUGUGAGUGGGUGUUCAGAGAUCGAUGGAUCGCCAUUAACGCAAGACUGGUGUUCUUUUGUACUCGUUUAAUUUCCAGCUACUGUAUAUUAUCAAUUCAUAGCCGGUAGGAAGCGUCUGAGGGUAAUCCAACAUAGAAGCAUUUUUACUAUCUAAAAUUGUCAUACAUUUUUACUAUCUAAAAUUGCCAUACUUUUAAAACUGUUAUAGUAA
Zingiber officinale is the source of this 2673-nucleotide messenger RNA. RefSeq names its product probable 1-deoxy-D-xylulose-5-phosphate synthase 2, chloroplastic. The record is from RefSeq and is a predicted model, not a curated record. Bases 100 to 2355 code for a protein of 751 amino acids. NCBI's taxonomy places the organism in Eukaryota, Viridiplantae, Streptophyta, Magnoliopsida, Zingiberales, Zingiberaceae. The transcript has 5 exons. Gene Ontology annotation, biological process: terpenoid biosynthetic process. Gene Ontology annotation, molecular function: 1-deoxy-D-xylulose-5-phosphate synthase activity.